This is a messenger RNA of Aplysia californica (California sea hare), 5865 nucleotides long. Its product is annotated as vacuolar protein sorting-associated protein 26B-like. Lineage: Eukaryota; Metazoa; Mollusca; Gastropoda; Aplysiida; Aplysiidae. The record is from RefSeq and is a predicted model, not a curated record. Gene Ontology annotation, cellular component: endosome; retromer complex. Bases 78 to 1142 code for a protein of 354 amino acids. Gene Ontology annotation, biological process: retrograde transport, endosome to Golgi; intracellular protein transport. The transcript has 9 exons.
CGUAGAUAUAGUCACGCUCAUCAUGAGAUCUUGUGGACAUUAUUCCUGUUGAUGUCGGAGUAGGAGGACCCCUCAAAAUGAGCUUUUUUGGCUUUGGGCAGAGUGCUGAGAUUGACAUAGUUCUUGAUGGGCAGGAGAACAGAAGGACAGCUGAAAUCAAGACAGAAGAUGGGAAAAAGGAGAAAUAUUAUCUCUACUUCGAUGGUGAAACGGUUUCAGGAAAGGUGAAUGUAACUUUAAAAAAGAGCGGAAGCAAGUUGGAGCAUCAAGGCAUCAAAAUAGAAUUCAUAGGACAAAUAGAACUGUAUUACGAUAGAGGCAAUCAUCAUGAAUUCACAUCAUUGGUCAAAGAACUGGCGAGACCGGGGGACCUUACUCAGAACACCAGCUACAAUUUUGAAUUUUCACAAGUGGAGAAACCAUAUGAAUCUUACACAGGAGCCAAUGUCAGAUUACGGUAUUUCCUGAGGGUGACGAUAGUGAAGCGCAUCUCGGACACGGUGAAGGAACAAGACAUUGUGGUGCACACCCUGUCCCAGUACCCAGAGAUGAACUCCAGCAUCAAGAUGGAGGUGGGCAUCGAGGACUGUCUGCACAUUGAAUUUGAAUACAACAAAUCCAAGUACCAUUUAAAAGACGUUAUAGUCGGCAAGAUAUAUUUUCUCCUGGUAAGGAUUAAGAUUCGGUAUAUGGAGCUGGCUAUAGUGAGAAGGGAGACGACCGGGGCAGGUCCAAACACAUUUAACGAGAAUGAGACAAUAGCCAAAUACGAGAUAAUGGACGGAGCUCCUGUCAGAGGCGAGUCCAUUCCCAUCCGUCUGUUCCUGAGCGGCUACGAGCUGACCCCCACCAUGAGAGACAUCAACAAAAAAUUCUCUGUGAGAUAUUACCUCAACUUGGUGCUGGUGGACGAGGAGGAGAGGAGAUACUUUAAACAACAGGAGAUCACCAUCUUCCGGAGAGCGGACAAAGUGAGGAAGAACUACCAGGCGGCGUUGUCACAUCACAACCCUUCCUUACUGUCCGACGGGAGCAGUGCCCGAGCAGCGCAGCAGCAGCAGCAGCAACAGCAGGAACGACAACAGAACGAAGAGGCCGAGGAGGACGAAAAGGAGGAUGAAAAUGACGAAGAGGAGAAAUGAUACCAAUGUCGAGUUGUUUGAAUGAAUGCUCAAGAGUGAUUUUUGUGUAGAUUGAUUUUUGAAUGGGAGCAGGUCCCGUCGAGGGGAUAGAGAUACUCAAAUGCUUUUCUAGAUAUUGGGUUUAUUUGUGCACUCACAAAUUGGAAACUAUUGUAUGCCUUGUGUAUCCACAUGGCUUCAGCAUGUGAGAGGGUUUUUUUAUGGAGGGGUUGUUGGCUUAUUUAUUUUUUUUAACUAGUAGCUUGUAUAAGAAUUCAAAUACCAUCUCUUUAAUCAAAUCAGUUGAAUGAUAUGAGUUCAAAUCUAGUGGAUGGGAAAGCCAUGGGCAUGUGGGAAGAGAGAAGAAGUUCACGAUUCACACACCAAUUUUCAUGACUUUGUUUGGGUGCUACUACUUGGCUUAGCUCUACGAUUUUGCUACUCUUGAGAGUUCAGCUUUUAUUAGCCAAAAUGAAGGCGUGUUUUCCUAACGAGAUUGACAUAAGACAUCUUCAAGGGUGCACGUCUAGAAAAUGUCAAAUAUCCAUGCAACUUUGUGGCUAACGAAGAAGUCUGUGAUCAAAUUGAGGAUGGAGUGCGAAAGAUGAACUAUUUGUGGUGUCUCGGGUGUCGAGUGGGAGAUUUGUUCAGGCAGGUCUAGAACGACGGUCGGACAACAGUAGUCAUUGGUAGGUGGACACCGCUGUCUGUAUAUAAGUCUGAUCAUGAUGUGUGUGAGUGUGACCGAAACGUUUGAAAACUGCUUAAAAUGCUGCGUGGUGGAUCGGACAGUGGGGAGCGUCUGUGGAGAAGGAAUGUUGUUCUUGCCUUGUGUUCUGACUAGCGUUUUGUUGUAGGUAGAGAUUAGUUUUGCUUCUUUUGACCUCUUCACUGCUGUGUGCGUGUUUAUCCGUACACAUCUUUAUCAAAACGGAUUCAAAGCUUUUAAAAAAAAUCUGAUUGAAUUUUAUUUGAUUGAAAAUUUUUUAUUAAAAAAAAAAAUAAAGGUAUUUAUGGGAUGUGGUAGGAGAAAAUGUAAUCAUUUUGUGGCUUGCGCAGUGCUUCAGUGUCCGGGUAAAGUGGAAACAUUUAUUACAUUGCUUUUAGUUCUUUUGAACAGACAUGUUAUCAUGGUCCUACUUCAUAUAAAGAGAAACAGUUCAGCAGUGAAGAAGUUGAAGUCGAAGGUAGACAACUGUUGUGAUUUUGUUGUAUGUGUGUGUGGGUGGGUGAUUUGCUCUUGAAAUGGUCGGCGAACAAAAUGCAAAAAUGUGGAUGUAUACGGAGGGCGUUGCCUAAACCACGUCCAACAAACUUGUGUUCUGUCAACUUGUGCUCUAGAGAUGCUGGCAUAGCGUCUGCACUGAUGGGGCCUCCUGAUUUAUCCAUGUACAUACCUUCAGGUGCAUUUUAUGGAAUGUAUGUCACAGAAACAUAAUUUGAUUAGGGGUUUUUGAUUGCUACUUCCUUGAUAUGUUACUCUAGUUUUGUGGACUGUAUACUAUAGCAUGUACUCAAUAAUUCCGUACGCACUGCUGCGUGCUGCAGUGAAGAUCGAGGGCGGAUCUUUUCAGAAAAUAUGAGAGUCCUGUGUGUUCGGGUCUGCCAUCUUGUAAACAUGUCAUUAUUUAUGUCAUGUUAUUAACAGACUACUCAAAUGUUGAGGAUUAUAAUGUGUGGCUCACAGAGUUUUCUGUGGUAUUUGGGAGGGAGGAGAAAGAAGAAAAAAAAAAGGUCUUUAAAAAUAAGUUUUGUUUUGCGAGCUUGAGACUUGUGUGUCGUGUCCAAGUGUUUGUGGCAGCGAGCUGGUGUGGACUAUGAAUGGACGGACACGGUGUGAGCGUGUGGUAUGUGGGCGGCUGCUUGGCUGAUGCUGUUGUACAAUUUUUGUAAUAUUUAAUGAUUCAUUUGUCUUUGAAAAGCUUUGAGGAGUUCUUCUUAUGUGAGCAGAAAUAUAAUGUGAUCCAGCUUUUUUCCAUUCCGUUGAUCGAGUUGUUUUGUCCUAAAAUGUUAACAUGUGUGUGUUUGAAAUUUAUUGUGCGACUGGCAUACUAGUGUGAAUAGAAACCUGGCAAGUUGUCUAAGGUGCCAGGUUGUCAUGCCAUCGUCUGCCAGUUGGAGAAAGAAAGGACCAAGUUGCUGCAUGAUUAAAGACAGGAUUGACGGCAAGUUGUCAGGGGGGAUUUUGUUAGAAUCUUUGUUUGUGUGCAGUAGUGAAUGUGAAUCUGUGUGUGUGUGUGUAGACUCGUGUUGGACAUUAUGGGGGACUCUUUGCUAUGCUGCUGGAUCUUUUUGUCUCAAAUUGCCUUGAGAGUCGAUGUAUGUUGGCCCUCACUCUUUCUUUCUCUCUCCCUCUCCCCCUUCUUUCUCCCUCUCUGUCUCUCUCUCUGUCUCUCCCUCUCUCUCUCUGUCUCUUUCUCUCUCAGUCUCUCUCUCUCUUUCUCUCUCUCUUUUGUGUGUGUUUGUGUUCAAAAUUACAUUGAGUUGCUGGAAGUCUCAUUGUCAAAAAUUUUCUUGGGGUUUAAAAAAAAAUCUCGUAUGAAAUUGUUCAAGGUUUUGUUGAAUCAAACAAAAUAGGUAGGCUUCUUAAAGAAGAUUUUUUAAAUACUAAUACUCUUUUGCAUCUUGAACAGGAGACACAAUCAUGUACAGGGCUAGUCGUUUGUGCCACAAAUAUUUUUCCAUAUCAAUUUUUUCCCUCCGUGUUUGAUAAUUAUUUCCUAAUGAAAUGCUGGUGGUGCAGGUGGAGUUUUGUUACAAAGAAACACUGUUGUGUCGGGGGCUUGUACUUGUAGUGGCUGGAUGGAUGCAGGGAGAUAUAAGGACUGGAUCCCCUGUUGGUUUUGUCUGAUAUGGACACAGAUAUGAUUAAUUGUUGUUUGUUUAUCAUCAUGGUCACAACCAGUCGCCCAAAUCAAUUUUUUUUUUUCAGGUUUCUAAAUUAUUAGUAUGGUAAAAAUGCCUGUUAUACUAGUGUUUCUUACCCUCAACACAGCAUGACUUUGCUUCGUGAACUGAAAAUCUAAUUAUUGAGACAUUUUCACUUUUGCUUCAGUCAUCGGGUAAGCGCUAUUUUCCAACAAAUUUUUUUUCUCCAAAUAGCAAAAGAUGACAGCUGCGAUGUUAUGAUGGAAAUUCUAAAUCGAAAAAAAGGGGGUCAAGAUGAUUAGUUUGUAGUCGCAGAUGUGUACAUAAUAUAUUAUGUUCUUGUAGGCCAAUCAGUUCCUCUUUUCAGGUACCUCGCAGCUCAAGGACAUGGUGAACGGGUGGUCGAAGGGUGUUCUGGUGUGGUCUGCCUUUUCUACUUCUUUUCAAUGUUUCUCUUUUUCUCAAUUAACUUCUUGUUCGUUUGCAAAGUGUGGCUUGUUGUCAGGUUGGCUCUCUGUGAACGAUGACUCGACCGUUAUGUUCUCACGCCUUGGACCCUUUCUGUAAUUUUCUGUAAUUUGUGUCACAGAGUUUUUCCUACAACUACAAUCAGUCUUUGGACGGACUUUCACUGUUCUCAUUCUGCCGUCAAUCUUUAUAGAACUGGCGUUCACGUUUAAUAUAAGUAUAGCGAGGCUGUGUGCUGACGGCUCAGGAGCUGAACUUCUCUUACAUAAUAAUGACAGUUGUUACAUUAUGUCCGCUGUCUCCAGUAACUGACAUCUGGUUGUGAAUUGCUUUAGUGGCGUUUUUUUGAGCCAAUUAUUCUUACUACACGCAGGCCAGUAGUGCUCGGCACAGGUUUUUUUUUUCUCAAUUUUUUUUUUUCCUAGAUGAGGAAAUCAUUAAUUUAUUGUGUGCUGCAUGCACCAAAGGUAGGAUGACUUUGAAAUUUAGGGAUUUUGGUGUCUGGAAAAAUGCAGGGGUUUACUGUACUGAAACGUUAUAUGAAAUUGUGCAAAAACGGGACCUUAUGCUCUUGUGCGCACACUACGAACAUUUUAGUAAAUAGGCUGAGUGUGACUGCUUUGCCCUUCAAAAGCAGAGAGUUCUAACAACGCAUUUCAUGAUUUUUAGAUGAAUGCAAAAAUAACUUUGAAUUCUUAGCAUCUGUUAAAGUUGUGAAGUGAAUUCUCUUAAACAUUGGCGUUUAGAAAUGAAGAUGCGUUACUCUGCUGCUAUAGACUAUGGGAUUGAAAUUGGUCACUUAUGUAGCUUUACCACUUUGAAAGCUACUGUUUUUGGAUGUAGAUAUGUCAUCUUGCCUUUGACACACGAAGGAUUAUAUGAGCAAGACCAGUGUAAAAAAACCCAAUAAAACAAAAAAUGUUGAUUUUGUCAGAUACGUCGCUAUGCCAUGGUAUGGUAUCACUGUAGCAAAACAAAACCAAAACCCAAACAUAGUUUAGUGCCUGUUUUCCCUGCACCCCCCUCCCCCCCUCCCAUAUAUACUCACAGAUACUAGUACCACCCGCCCGUCUCUCGUCAUCCUGUACCCAGGUAUAGUUUACAGUACACACACUAUGGAUGAGGGCACUCACCCUGUGUGUAUGCGUUAUCAUGUGUGUACAUGUGUGCGUUUGCAUGUGUGUAUGUGUGUGCACGGGAGAGAGAAGCAGGUGAAAUUUUCACUGUCCUUGUUUGCAGCCAUGAUGUCUCCUUGUGAUAGCUCCUGGAACAGACGUGCAAGAUGCCAGUGUAGAGUGAGCAGAAGUCAAAUAAAAUACUUGCUUCCCAUUGGUUACUUUUCACUCCGAGGCUGUCACCUGAUGGAAUGUCAGAACAUGUUCUGUGCAAUAAAGUUAUCAUCAAUUGA